Coniophora puteana RWD-64-598 SS2 is the source of this 1546-nucleotide messenger RNA. RefSeq names its product exosome complex exonuclease RRP40. Gene Ontology annotation, molecular function: RNA binding. Lineage: Eukaryota; Fungi; Basidiomycota; Agaricomycetes; Boletales; Coniophoraceae. Gene Ontology annotation, cellular component: cytoplasmic exosome (RNase complex); nuclear exosome (RNase complex). The transcript has 6 exons. Gene Ontology annotation, biological process: exonucleolytic trimming to generate mature 3'-end of 5.8S rRNA from tricistronic rRNA transcript (SSU-rRNA, 5.8S rRNA, LSU-rRNA); poly(A)-dependent snoRNA 3'-end processing; TRAMP-dependent tRNA surveillance pathway. The record is from RefSeq and is a predicted model, not a curated record. The coding region runs from base 8 to 697 and encodes 229 amino acids.
CACGAUCAUGGCCACCGCCAUCCUGCCCGGCGAACUCGUCCCCGCCCAGCACGUCAACCUCAAGCUCGGCCCCGGCCUCCUCCAAGCAUCCACAACCGAGAGCCCGAUCCUCGCCACCCGCGCGGGGGCGCUGCACCACUCCCCGAACGGCGCCCGCUGGUGGGUCGAGAGCAAUGCCCGGCGGUAUGUGCCGGCGGCGCAGGAGUCCGUCAUCGGCGUGGUCACCGCGCGCGGCGGCGAGGCGUUCCGCGUCGACAUCGGCUCCGCGCACCACGCCAACCUCGACGGGCUCGCGUUCGAGGGCGCGACGAAGCGCAACCGGCCGAAUCUCAAGGUCGGCACGCUCGUGUACGCGCGCGUCUCGCUCGCGCACAAGGACAUGGAGCCCGAGCUCGAGUGCUUCGACGCGCAGACGCACAAGUCCGACGGCUUUGGCGAGCUCAAGGGCGGUCUCGCCGUCACCUGCAGUCUGAAGAUGUGCCGCAUGCUCCUCGACCCGUCUCAUUUCCUCCUCCCUUUCCUCGGUGCUCGCUUUCCGCUCGACGCUGCGGUCGGUGUGAACGGGCGUGUGUGGAUAAGCACGAAAGACGCCCAGACAACGAUCGUGGCGACACGUCUGAUCGAAGCCGUCGAUCCUGACGGCGGAGGCAUGGACGAAGCGGCUGCGAAGAUUUUCUUCCACAAGAUCAACAGCUAGUCUACUGGUGGAUUUCUGAGUUGAGCAUCGCUUGGGACGGCGAGGGAGAAGUUUCAAGGAAGAGUGUCUGCAAUUAAAGUACAACUAUCAAUGUAGUCCUCUAUAUAUGCGGGUAAUUAGUCGACAUUGUACCAAAAAGAACAUGCUCCAUACAAAGUUAGGGUCACACCACUCGUCCCAUCCCAAUCAAUCAUCCUCCAUCCUCGCCCGCUUGGCCGGCUUGCGCCCCGUGCCGACAGACUCCUCGUCGCUGAUCUCGGUCGUGCUCCGUCUGAGAGCGGCGCUGGCGCGUUUUCGCCGCUGGUAUUCGCGGUCCCGAUUCUUCUUGUGCUGAGCUGCUGAAAGCUCGGGGUUACGUGGUGCGGGGGGCAAGAUGACUGUGGGGGGACCGCCGCUUGCCGCGGGCGUACCUCGGCCGGGUGCUUCGUCUCCCGCAGCGGACUCGUCUCCUUCGCCUAACAGAUCGAGAGACUUCUGGUAUGUUGUGCUCGAGGAUGAGAAGACGCGGUCCGCAUCUGUGAGCUCGUAUUUCUUCCUGGCAGCGGCUGUCUGGUUCUUGAGGUAGCCGUCGAAGCCGUGCACGACGUUGCCGCCGUUGUGCGCGUUCGUCUCGGUCAGGUACGCGCCUUCGAGAGAGUAGAUUUGGACCUCGAGUUGCGCGAGUUGCUUGUCCGCCGCGCGCUUCUGGGCAAGCAUCUUGACGAGCUCCUCCUUGACCUUGUCAUAGCGCGACUUUUCCUCUGGCGUUGGCUGAGUAUCUUGCCGCGACAUGUUAUGCGAUCAGUGAGCGAAGGAUAUUGAGUCCCCCCAGCCCUCCCCCAAGGAUAUUCGAGUCCUAGUACAAUUAGC